Fomitiporia mediterranea MF3/22 is the source of this 1163-nucleotide messenger RNA. RefSeq lists its product as uncharacterized. The record is from RefSeq and is a predicted model, not a curated record. Lineage: Eukaryota; Fungi; Basidiomycota; Agaricomycetes; Hymenochaetales; Hymenochaetaceae. Gene Ontology annotation, molecular function: GTPase activity. The transcript has 7 exons. The coding region runs from base 11 to 874 and encodes 287 amino acids.
CGCAACCGCCAUGCGAUAUGCUGUUCUCGUUACGGGUCCAGCAGGAGCUGGAAAAUCGACGUUCUGUCGGUCGUUUAUGACCCAUCUUCAAGCUGCAAAGCGGACAGGGCAUCUUGUCAACCUUGAUCCAGCUACUGACCCCGAGUCAUUUGAGUACGAGCCGAGCAUAGACAUUCGCGAUCUCAUUAGUCUGGAGGAUGUCAUGAGUGAGCUUGGAUAUGGGCCGAAUGGGGGAUUGUUGUAUUGCUUCGAGUAUCUUCUAAGUAACAUGGACUGGUUCGAGGAGGAAAUCGGCGAUUACGACAACGAUUAUCUUAUUUUUGACUGUCCUGGUCAGAUCGAACUCUACACGCACCACCGGUUCUUCCCCACCCUCGUGUCCAACCUAAGCCGCCUUGGGAUUCGUACAUGCGCAGUGUACCUCAUCGAAUCUCAAUUCAUGGAGGACAAGUACAAGUUCUUCAGUGGCGUAUUGUCCGCUAUGUCUUCAAUGGUGAACCUCGAGGUCCCGUGGAUUAAUAUUAUGACGAAAAUGGAUCUAGUGACUGGAAAUGCGAAUGACCCGAGUGCGGGGCGAAAUGGUAUUCGCAAGCGUCGGAACAUUGCGAGAUACCUUGACCCCGAUCCGCUGCUGUUAGCAACAACCCCUGGGCAGGCAGAUAACUCGAAUCCGCGAUUUCACUCUCUAAAUCAGGCAAUUGUACAGCUGAUUGAGGAACACCCUUUAGUGUCGUUCCUUCCUUUAGAUCUAACGUCCACGGAGUCGCUUGAAAAUAUCGUGUCGCAUGUAGACUAUGUGAUGCAGUAUGGAGAAGACGAAGAACCCAAAGAGCCGCAUGAUCUAGACGAAGGAGAUUUUGCGGACAUGGAAUAAAAAUAGGGAAUAGGUGAUCAAUCCUACCACCCUCGUUCUCUUCUACGGAUGCAUCUAUUACCUGUGGACGGGGCUUCCGGCGGGCAUCGAGACGGUUCUGAGAGUAAAUUGCAUAUGGAAGGGGAUAGAAUUCGGAAGUUGAUAAAAUUGUAAAGUAGGUUUUUAGGAAGUGGAGAGGCUCCGUAUGACUCUACUAUGAGCGCCAUCUGCUUCCUGUCGUGUGUUAUUCCGCUGUUGAAUUGAUUCCCUCCUCGGCCGCCUUAUGACCCCCAUUGUGCAUCUUAUGAUC